CUCUUUUUUUUUUUUCUUCAUUCAGUGCUUUAUUUUUCCCCCAUUUAGCUUGCUCUAGUUGCUUGGUGGACCGUCGGAUGGCUGCUGAGAUGGCGGGAGAGGAGAGUGCAUCCAGCGCUCAGGCACUGCCCAUCGGCGGCAAAGCGACCCCGUCCGCCCCGUCCUCCGCCACCACUGCCAGCGAAGGUGGUCCUCAGAAGUACGGCCGCCCGCUCGUCGAGGUCUACGGCCUUGCGUUGCAGUUCCUGCGUCAAAAUAGCCAAUCCUUCCUUGUCGCGCUGCCGUAUGCCGAGAAAAACGCGCUGUUUGCAUACAGAAAGCAAGUCCAGCACGGCACAUACGCCCCCGAGAAGAUGCCCGACGUUGGCUUUUUCGAUUUCGUCGGCAAAGAUCAGAGAAAUGCAUGGCAAGCCCUGGGCAACAUCUCGCGAGAGGAGGCCAUGGCAGGCGUCAUUCAGAUUCUGGCAGACUCCGACUCGUGGACGCAGUUUGUCACUGAGGCGAUCGCCGCCAAGGUCGAAGAGGAGCGGAAAGCGCGAGAGCAGGCAGAGGCAGAGGCCCGCGAGCUUGCUCGUCAACAAGAGGAGGAGCGUCUGAAGCGAGAGGAGGCCGUGCGACAGCAACAGCGCCUUGAACAGCUGCAGCAACAGCAAGCCGAAUUGCAGCAACAACAACUAAAGCAACAGCAAUUACAACAGCAGCAACAACAGCAGCAACAAUACUCACACCCACAUCCUUCACAACAGGCUUCAGGCCAUCACGGACAUUCCCACGACGGCGACCACCACGGACACUCGCACGACGGCGAGCACGCACACUCGCAUGACCUAGUCCAUGAUCAUGCGCAUCAGACUGCAGAGACGUUGGAUGCGGCUGGCGAAAAGCUGGCUGCGCACCAGCGCUUCGUUGAGGCUGUCCGAGGCGACCCAGAUUCCGUCCUCGUGAUUGGUCGAGGCGAGACUGCCACCGUUCGGCUGACGGUCGGUAGCGAUGCACCUUCCACGCCCUCGCCCUCGGCCGUCAAUGGCAAUGCUGUUGUGUCGACCAUCGCCCCUGCGGAUGCGGCCAACUCCUCCAACGGAUCCGACGUCCCUCCCCCGGUUCCCAAGAAAUGGCACACCACCUGGGAGUUUGCGACCGAAUCCUACGACAUUGGCUUUGGCGUCACGUUCGAGACCAACUCGUUCUCCCACACGGCAGUCACACCCAUCUUGCCAACGCUGCGAUCAGAGUCCAACCUGCAAGUCGUGCGCGGUGCGCAUACGACUGAUCUCCCCGGCGUGUAUUUAUUCAAAUUCGACAACUCGUUCUCCGUAUUUCGUUCCAAGACUCUUUAUUUCCGGCUGUACACGCAGCCAUUAUAUGCGUGAGCUGCUUGCUUUUUGAUGAGGUUUUUGUGUGUGUUGAUUGUUUGGCUUGAACGGUGUUUUUUUUGGCGCUCUGUUUCCUCUCGCAAGGACCCUUUCUUUUGCCUUCCCAAUCAACUGAGGAGGAAAAACUGAAUCGAUGAUACUGUAUUGCCUGAGAUGUUUGUGCUUGUGGUGUUUGAGUUUUUGCAAUCGUUGUUUAUGACCAAAGCUGAUACUUUUUUUUUUGUUUGUUUUUCGUUGCCCAAGAGAGUUGCACAUUCGUUCUUGAUUGUUCUAUUGAUC
Messenger RNA from Capsaspora owczarzaki ATCC 30864, 1652 nucleotides. RefSeq lists its product as hypothetical. Gene Ontology annotation, molecular function: fatty-acyl-CoA binding. The transcript has 3 exons. The record is from RefSeq and is a predicted model, not a curated record. Gene Ontology annotation, cellular component: Golgi membrane. Lineage: Eukaryota; Filasterea; Ministeriida; Capsasporidae. The coding region runs from base 78 to 1370 and encodes 430 amino acids.